AUGCCGAAGCUCUUUCCAUGGCAUCGUCUUCGAUCUUGCUAUGUCAGAUCUCUUCCUCAUUUACCCGCAUCGUCUAGGGUUUUCUCACGUCUUCUAAGCCGCCGUUCGCCUGCCGCCGAACCAGAAGACGACAUUCACGACCCCCCCUUUUCUCCCACCCAAUUGAAAACCCGAAAUCAGAAAAACAAACUGAAAACCAGUUCCGGUAAGACUGCCAAAGUUUCCGAUGGAACUAAUCUCAAUACGGCUAAGCACUUACCGGCGAAGUCCGAUUUGCCGUUUGAUUUUAUGUACUCUUACUCGGAGAACAGCCCUGGCGUGAACCCCAUCGGAUUCCGCGAGCCCCAGCGAUUCUCCCCCUUCGGCCCGGGCCGGCUCGAUCGGAAGUGGACUGGGGUUAGAGCUCCGGCCAAGCAGAAGACAGAUUUGGAGAAAUUCGCGGCGGAGCGAGCUAGGGUUUUGGGGGAGCCACUUUCCGACGACGAGGUCGCCGCGCUCGUGGAGAAGUAUCGCCACAGCGAUUGCUCACGCCAAAUCAAUUUGGGAAGGGGAGGAGUUACACACAACGCGCUUGAAGACAUCCAUAACCACUGGAAAAGAGCAGAGGCAGUACGGAUAAAGGUUCUGGGGGUGCCAACGAUCGACAUGGACAACGUUUGUUUCCAUCUCGAGGACAAGUCUGGGGGGAAGAUCAUCCAUCGCCAAAUAAACAUCCUCCUGUUGUACCGGGGCCGUAACUACGAUCCUAAUGCACGGCCGCAUAUUCCGACAAUGUUAUGGAAGCCUCUUGCGCCAAUUUACCCGAAGCUCGUGAAGAAUGUUCCCGAUGGCCUGACAUAUGAGGAAGCUAAGGAAUUGAGGAACAGAGGGCUUAAUUCGACUCCCCUGAUGAAACUCACUAGGAACGGUGUGUAUGUAAACGUCGUUGAGAAAGUGAGAACGGCAUUCAGAAGUGAAGAUGUAGUUCGGUUGGACUGUGCUCAUGUGGGCACGAACGACUGCAAGAAGAUCGGCGUCAAAUUAAGAGUACUUGACAUAGUUCCUUGUAUUCCUCUGUUAUUCAAAGAUGAACAGAUUAUACUCUGGAAGGGAAUCAGAGGGGAUGAGUAAAGCAAGCCUGUGUUCAUUGAUCAACAUUCUGAUGGGAGUAAGAAAAUACUUUCGAACUUAAUCUACUAUUUGAGACACCGUUUCCAGUGGAUGAUGAAAUGGUUGGCUGCAAAUGCUCAGGGUUUGUGUUCAAGUAUAUUUUUUGUCAUAUGUUAUUUGAAUACACAAACAUAUGUAUGCAGUGGGAGAGAUACCUUUUUGUAGAUCUAUUUAUGCAUAGUGCCCCUCCAUACGCUCUGUCUGUUCAUGCACACAAUUAAUUAGAUCAAUUUGCAAGAAUUCUCUCAAGUGUUUAUA
Messenger RNA from Andrographis paniculata, 1407 nucleotides. RefSeq names its product CRS2-associated factor 2, mitochondrial. The transcript is spliced from 5 exons. Gene Ontology annotation, biological process: Group II intron splicing. Bases 1 to 1110 code for a protein of 369 amino acids. The record is from RefSeq and is a predicted model, not a curated record. Gene Ontology annotation, molecular function: RNA binding. NCBI's taxonomy places the organism in Eukaryota, Viridiplantae, Streptophyta, Magnoliopsida, Lamiales, Acanthaceae.